Panthera uncia (snow leopard) is the source of this 2342-nucleotide messenger RNA. RefSeq names its product angiotensin II receptor type 1 (gene AGTR1). Lineage: Eukaryota; Metazoa; Chordata; Mammalia; Carnivora; Felidae. The transcript has 4 exons. Gene Ontology annotation, biological process: regulation of vasoconstriction; G protein-coupled receptor signaling pathway; immune response. Gene Ontology annotation, cellular component: membrane. Bases 837 to 1925 code for a protein of 362 amino acids. Gene Ontology annotation, molecular function: angiotensin type II receptor activity. The record is from RefSeq and is a predicted model, not a curated record.
UGUAAACCUGAAAUUAAUCUAUGGCAUUUAUGAUCCACAACCCUAUUGUCAAAGUUUGAGUUAGUCACAGGAAAAAGAAGUCCCCGAAUUCGUCCUUAAAAAGUUUUCCAAGUUAAAAAGAGAGAGAGAGACAGUAGGGAAACAUUUAUCUCGGGCAUGAACUGUUUCUCCUGUACCCCCAGUUCUCUUCCAUUUAGCGACCCUCCUCAACGCAGGGCUCCGAGCCUCGUGCGCAGGGAUCUGGUAGGUGACACUGGGGAUGACUGUGGCAUCCUCCCGCUUCCGUCAGCAUCUGGAGAGGGAGGGGGUUGGGCCAAGAGGGUCUCCAGGGGCGGGGCGGAGGAGGAGAGAAUGCAAAACAGUGCCUCAUCCCUGGAACCUACCGAGCAGCAACGCCCCUCGCUAUAAAUUCAGAGCUGCCGCGUCGCAGAUGAUUCCAGCGCGCUCGUCAGCCCAGGGCCCCAGGCAGUGGUGGCAGGCACGGCGAGCAUCUGUUUCGGGCUGGGACGGCGACUGAUGGGGAGCAGCCCGAGCGAACCCCGGGAGUGAGGGCGCACCGCCGGGACGCGGAAGACGCGGGCGGAAGCCCCGCACCAGCGCUGCCAACUCGCUGUCCGACGUGAGCUCAGGGCCCCGGGCGCGGAUUUAAUACACGGUAAAUUGGUCUAAAAUGGCCGAGUUUUCAUCUGAAUAAGACACUGAAGCCAUCCUAGAAGUUCUGCAUCCAGCUUGAACCAUGCAAACCCAGGCUGAUGUGUUAGUUUAGAAGAUUGCAGCAGAACUUUAUCAAGUGCAUCUGGCAUAGUGUCUAAGACUAAUUAACCCAGGAGAUCAAAAUGAUCCUCAACUCUUCCACUGAAGAUGGUAUUAAAAGAAUCCAAGAUGACUGUCCCAAAGCCGGAAGGCACAAUUACAUAUUUGUCAUGAUCCCUACUUUAUACAGUAUCAUUUUUGUGGUGGGAAUAUUUGGAAACAGCUUGGUAGUGAUUGUCAUUUACUUUUACAUGAAACUCAAGACUGUGGCCAGUGUUUUUCUUUUGAAUUUAGCACUGGCUGACUUAUGCUUUUUACUAACCUUACCACUGUGGGCUGUCUACACUGCCAUGGAAUAUCGCUGGCCCUUUGGCAAUUACCUGUGCAAGAUCGCUUCAGCCAGUGUCAGUUUCAACCUCUAUGCCAGUGUGUUUCUACUCACAUGUCUAAGCAUCGACCGUUACCUGGCUAUUGUUCAUCCAAUGAAAGCCCGCCUUCGGCGCACAAUGCUUAUGGCCAAAGUCACCUGCAUCAUUAUUUGGCUGUUGGCUGGCUUGGCCAGUUUGCCAACUAUAAUCCACCGAAACGUGUUUUUCGUUGAGAACACCAAUAUCACGGUUUGUGCUUUCCAUUAUGAAUCCCAAAAUUCAACCCUCCCCAUUGGGCUGGGCUUAACUAAGAAUAUACUGGGUUUCUUGUUUCCUUUUCUGAUCAUUCUUACAAGUUACACUCUUAUUUGGAAGACUCUGAAGAGGGCUUAUGAGAUUCAAAAGAACAAGCCAAGAAAUGAUGAUAUUUUCAAGAUAAUUAUGGCAAUUGUGCUUUUCUUUUUCUUUUCCUGGGUUCCCCACCAAAUAUUCACUUUUCUGGAUGUACUGAUUCAGCUGGGCAUCAUACAUGACUGUAAAAUUGCAGAUAUUGUGGACACCGCCAUGCCCAUCACUAUUUGCAUAGCUUAUUUCAACAAUUGCCUGAAUCCUCUCUUUUAUGGCUUUCUGGGGAAAAAAUUUAAAAAAUAUUUUCUCCAGCUUCUGAAAUACAUCCCUCCAAAGGCCAAAUCCCACUCAAACCUAUCAACAAAAAUGAGCACACUUUCCUACCGCCCCUCAGAUAAUGGAAACACAUCCGCCAAGAAGCCUGCCUCAUGUAUUGAGGUUGAGUCACACACUUGAAGCCUAUCUGUGAAGUAAUCCUGUGAAAGGAGAAGCAAGAAACACAUUCCUCUACGGCACCUCACUACCAAAGGAACAUUAGCUACUUUCCAGAAUUUAAGAAGAAAAAGGUUAUGUGGUCUCAACAAACCUUUCUAAAGCUCUGAACAAAACCUUUUCUUUCCCUGUGCAACAAAACAUAAAGUGAAGCCACAUUUUGCCACAUUUUGCAUCAGACAGACGACGGCCACUCAAAGAAUGAUGUCAGAAGCUAGAUGAAUGUGUUCACUGGGAAAAUUUUACUGGCAGAAAUGCCGUCUCCGCAGCCGGCUCCUGUUCUGUUAUUUUUGACUCUUCCACAUGAAGGUAUUUGGAAUGUGUUCAACCUUGAGAGGAGCGACAGGAGGUCAGAGCUUAAGAUUGCUCUGCCCAGUUUCC